AUGCAAGAAUCAAUAGCUGAAAUGAAAAGAACCAUAACGGAAUUAUUUGGACCAUCGGCCUAUCUUAUCAACGACAUUAAAAAAGAAAAAUUCAAAAAGGAGUAUAGAGUUGCAUACCAUUUUUUCCAAGAGAAACCUGUUAACGGUGGGAGACCAACAUGGAAAUCUAUUAUAGAAAGCGACAAAUCUUUGGUCAUCACCGCUGUGCGUUCUCAAGCACCUUCGCCUGAUGAUCCAGCAAAGAAUGUUCCAUGGCUAGUAACCCAAGCCACUCAUAAUGAAGGUCCAGGUGCUUUCUCUGAUGUAACCUAUAUACUUCGUAUUGCCACUUAUGGCGGAAUUGCACCACCAGCUAGUGAUUGUGGUACCAAAUAUAAAGAAGGUCAAGAACUUAGUAUUUACUAUACAACUCAAUAUUGCAGCGAAACCGGAAACAGUAGUAGUAGUAUUGGAAGAAAGAAUAGUGAUGGUCAUUUGAUUGCUGAAGAAUUGUUAACAAGAUUAGAAUUAUAUGGUGUGUGUAAAGAAUGUCUAAGGCCAAAAACAGGAUGGUUCUGGUGUCUUGAUGCCUUCUGGUAG
Entrophospora sp. SA101 is the source of this 579-nucleotide messenger RNA. NCBI's taxonomy places the organism in Eukaryota, Fungi, Glomeromycota, Glomeromycetes, Entrophosporales, Entrophosporaceae. The record is from the annotation of a GenBank genome assembly.